Molecule: messenger RNA, 4260 nt
Organism: Aspergillus clavatus NRRL 1
Lineage: Eukaryota; Fungi; Ascomycota; Eurotiomycetes; Eurotiales; Aspergillaceae
Gene: nte1
Product: lysophospholipase
Exons: 2
Coding region: 1-4260 (1419 amino acids)
Biological process (GO): phosphatidylcholine metabolic process
Cellular component (GO): endoplasmic reticulum
Molecular function (GO): phosphatidylcholine lysophospholipase A1 activity
Source: RefSeq, a predicted model, not a curated record
AUGAGCCUAACGUUCACAAUGAACUUCACGACCCUCUUGUUGAUCCUCCUGGCGGUGGUUUCGACCCUCGGCUGGUUCGUCCGGUACCGCUUCCUGAACAUGUACAGUCGACUGCCUCCCGAGCCCCAGCGCAAGGAACCUCAGAUCGACCUCUUCCCCGAUGUACAAGGAGGAGACUCGAAGCCGGGACUGGCCAAUUACCUCGAUGAGUUCCUUAGUGCUAUCAAGGUCUUUGGCUACCUGGAGCGGCCCGUCUUUCACGAAUUGACGCGGACAAUGCAAACGCGGAAGCUGAUCGCGGGCGAGACGUUGAUGCUGGAGGAAGAGAAGGGAUUCUGUCUGGUGGUGGACGGGUUGGUGCAGAUCUUUGUCAAGUCCACCAGGGACGGGAAGUCAGGCAGCGAUGAUGAGCUGCACCACCUUGGGGCCGAAUCCUCGGACGAGGAACACCACAUUGACGGGAAGCAGGGGUAUCAAUUGCUCACUGAGGUCAAGAAUGGCGCAUCCAUGUCGUCUCUGUUCUCCAUUCUUUCGCUCUUCACCGAAGACAUCCAGGUGUGGGACUCGCAAAGUUCGACCUCCAGCUCCUCUAGCAUUGCUAUGCGCGCCGCCCGCGUGCCAGAUUCGACCCCAAACAGCCCUAGGGGUGGCAUGGACAGUCCCACGCCAAUUUUUCGCGAUGUUCCCGACCCCGUUUCGCUUGUAAAUGAGAAUGGGGACCUGCCACUGGUACCUCCGCUCCAUCUGGAAGAAAGUCCGAUCCCUCCCACCAAUCAUGCCCAUGACCGUCGCCAGCACGAUCAUCGGAAGCAUCAUGGCAGAAAACAUCGGAAGUCCGUCCACCCGGAUAUUGUCGCCCGGGCGAUGGUAGAUACGACCAUUGCCAUCAUCCCCGCCAGUGCUUUCAGACGCCUAACCCGGGUCUACCCCAGAGCAACUGCACAUAUCGUCCAAGUUAUUUUAACUCGUCUUCAGCGGGUUACCUUUGCCACGGCGCAUUCAUAUCUCGGCCUCAGUAACGAAGUGCUGGGCAUUGAAAAACAAAUGACCAAGUUCACGACCUAUGAUCUGCCGAACAACAUGCGUGGGACCGCUCUGGAUCGUCUUAAGGAUAAGUUCAUCAAGGAACGGGACCGAUUGGGUACCGAAGAAGUCACCAAAGGGAUUGCGCUGCACAACCCGUCUGCCGGCCGGAGGCGCCGGUCUAGCAGCUUUAUGAGGAAAGAUGCCGUGCUCCACGCCAAGAUGAUGUCGCCGAAGCGUGCCGCUACCGUCAUUACUUCAGACAAUUCAUAUGAUCACGACUCGGCCGGAGUCAGCCCCGGAGAUCUCCUGUCCACAAUUCAGCAGUCGAGGUUUGGCCCUAGGUAUGAGCAGCCGACCCCCCGGCUUCGGUCCCCCUUGGCCGAGAAAGAAAAUUCCCACUUCCGGCUUCCCGCCAUGCAGGCCCGGAACGCGUUCCACCGAAAAGAGUCUCUGGACGAGGAUGCGCUAUUCCGAGAAUGCAUAUUGGAUUGCAUCAUGAAGGCAAUCGGGCUCACCAGUAGCACCGGAGAGGUGUUGCGUAAGAGCAGCCACUCUGGCGAAGCGUCCCCAAAGCUCCUGUCCUAUGAUUCCCGGCGCCAGAAAGCGGUCUUCUCGAACAAUGCCUUUGGCUUUAUUGAUCCCUACGAAGGUUCCGGCGACGGCGAAACGGAGUCGAUGAUGUCCAUGUCUGUUACAAGUGCAGGAGGCACCUCGCCUGUUACAAGCCUACGGGAAGAGCUGCGGAACGAUAUUGAAAUUGUCUAUUUCCCGCAAGGUUCAGUCCUAGUGGAGCAAGGAGAACGCCAUCCGGGGCUGUACUACGUGAUUGACGGGUUCUUGGACGUGGGCAUGCCAGUCGUUGACAAGGGAGAAGACCUCGUUGGCGUUUCCAAACCGGCGACCGCACGCGAACCUUUCCCAACCCUGAAGCGCACGACAACUGCAUCCUCCAUUAAGCCCAGCGCCACUGCCGCGAACGAUCCUCGCCGGAGAAAGCAGUCCCGCAAAUCGCUGUAUCUGAUCAAACCAGGUGGAAUCCAAGGCUAUGUCGGAGCUGUGGCGUCCUAUCGAUCGUAUACCGACGUCGUUGCCAAAACAGACGUCUAUGUGGGCUUCCUUCCACGGGCGUCCUUGGAGCGGAUCGCAGAGCGUUACCCCAUUGCUUUGCUGACUCUGGCGAAGAGGCUGACCAGUCUCCUUCCCCGCUUGCUCCUCCACAUUGAUUUUGCUCUCGAGUGGGUCCAGGUAAAUGCAGGACAGGUUAUCUACCACCAAGGUGACGAGAGUGAUGCGAUCUACCUUGUACUGAAUGGGCGGCUGCGAUCAGUCCUGGAAAGCGCGGAUAACAAGUUGACGGUGAUUGGCGAAUAUGGCCAGGGAGAAAGUGUAGGCGAGCUCGAAGUGAUGACCGAGUCCACUCGUCCAGCGACUCUGCAUGCAAUUCGCGAUACCGAAUUGGCGAAGUUCCCACGGUCUCUUUUCAACAGUCUUGCGCAGGAGCAUCCCGGAAUCACGAUCCAGGUUUCCAAGCUGAUCGCGCAACGGAUGCGGGACCUGGUCGAACGGCCGGUGACGGAAAAGGGAGCUGAGCGCAGCAGCGCUGGUGGCGUCCAGACUGCAACCUCGACCCUGAAUCUCCGCACUGUCGGUAUUCUCCCCGUGACGGCGGGUGUUCCAGUGGUGGAGUUCGGUAACCGGUUGUUGCACGCUCUGCAUCAGAUUGGGGUGGUCAACGGGGUCACUUCUCUCAACCAGUCCGCUAUCCUGAAUCACCUGGGGCGCCAUGCGUUCAGCAAGAUGGGUAAGCUCAAACUGGCCCAGUAUCUAGCGGAUCUGGAAGAGAAGUAUGGGAUGGUUCUGUACAUUGCGGACACGAAUGUGAACUCUCCCUGGACGCAAACCUGCAUUACGCAGGCGGAUUGUAUUCUUUUGGUGGGCCUGGCGGAAUCGUCGCCUAGUAUCGGCGAGUAUGAGAGAUUCCUCCUUGGCAUGAAGACUACAGCCCGGAAGGAGCUUGUGCUGCUUCACUCGGAGCGCUAUUGCCCACCGGGCCUGACACGACGGUGGUUGAAGAACCGGGUGUGGAUCAACGGCGGCCAUCACCAUAUCCAAAUGGCAUUUCGAUUAACAGCGGAGCCUUCGCACCCAGAGACCAAGCGCUUCGGCACCGUUCUCAAACAGCGAGUCCAGGUUCUCCAGGCGGAGAUCCAGAAGUACACCUCGCGAAGGAUUCGUCAGACACCGCUCUACUCCGCCCAAACCCCGUUCAAGGGCGAUUUCCACCGCCUCGCACGUCGCCUGUGUGGCAGAGCUGUUGGUCUUGUACUUGGUGGUGGCGGCGCGAGAGGUAUCGCUCACGUCGGCGUGAUCAAGGCGCUUGAGGAGGCUGGUAUUCCUGUCGACAUUAUCGGCGGUACCUCAAUCGGGUCGUUCAUCGGCGCGCUGUAUGCUCGCGAUGCGGAUGUGGUUCCCAUGUACGGUCGGGCGAAGAAGUUCGCUGGACGGAUGGGCAGCAUGUGGCGGUUCGCGCUGGAUCUGACAUAUCCGACCAUUUCAUACACCACCGGGCACGAGUUCAACCGGGGCAUCUUCAAGACGUUUGGUGAUAGUCAAAUCGAGGAUUUCUGGCUGGAGUUCUACUGCAACACGACCAAUAUUAGCAAGUCGCGCCAGGAGUAUCAUUCGUCCGGCUACGUCUGGCGUUACGUGCGGGCAUCCAUGUCGCUAGCGGGCCUGAUCCCGCCCAUCUGCGAUGAAGGUAGUAUGCUACUGGACGGUGGCUACAUUGACAAUUUGACCGUCGACCACAUGAAGGGUCUCGGUGCGGACGUGAUUUUCGCAGUGGACGUGGGCUCUAUCGAUGACAACACUCCCCAGGGGUAUGGCGACUCGCUUUCCGGCUUUUGGGUGGCCUUCAACCGCUGGAAUCCGUUCUCGUCGUGUCCCAAUCCGCCAACCCUAUCUGAAAUCCAAGCACGGCUGGCAUACGUCUCAUCCAUUGAUAACUUGGAACGCGCCAAGAUCACCCCGGGCUGCCUGUACAUGCGUCCUCCCAUUGAUGCCUACGGCACGCUGGAGUUCGGCAAGUUCGACGAGAUCUACCAGGUCGGCUACAAAUUCGGCAAGCAGUUCCUCGAGAAGCUGAAGAACGAAGGGUCCCUGCCGCUGCCGGAGGAGACGGAGGAGGAGAAGAAGCUGCUGCGGACGAUGGCACCCCGGCGAGCCAGUAUUUGA